Molecule: messenger RNA, 675 nt
Organism: Eimeria mitis
Lineage: Eukaryota; Apicomplexa; Conoidasida; Eucoccidiorida; Eimeriidae
Source: RefSeq, a predicted model, not a curated record
AUGUUUCGUCCGAACGCGUUUCAAUGGAUAACAACUGGGGUCCCCGGCAGCGCAGCGUUUCCGGUGAUGUGGUACGUGAUGACGAAGAUGUGGCCUGAGUCUUGGUUUCUAGGAAUGAUGUCUUUUGUUGCAAUACUAACACAAAGAUUUUCUACUUGCUGGUGUCUUGUACUUGUCCAGUGGUCUGUUAUAUCAGAAAUGAGAUGCUUAAGAUUACCUUAUACACCACAAAAAGAACAAGACAAACAGCAACAGCAACAGCAGCAGCAGCAGCAGCAGCAGCAACAACAACUCACAUCAGGAAUACAAUCCAUGCAACACGCUCCUGCUGAACCUCAACGCGCAGCCAGCAGCAGCAGCAGCAGAAACAACUUUAUUGAUCUUGUUACGCUCCUGCUGAACCUCAACGCGCAGCCAGCAGCAGCAGCAGCAGAAACAACUUUAUUGAUCUUGUUGCAGUGCAGCAGCAGCAGGGGAAGUACAGGAGAUACAUACGAAGAAGAAGAAGAAGAUAAAGCCCCAGGAGCAGCUGCUGAGGGGCUGUUUGCUGUGAAGGCCGUUGCACCUGCUGACACCCCAUUGGCUUGGUGGGGGGGCCCUGAGGCGGAGGGACAGGAUAGGGAGGAGAGAGAGGAGGAGAUCCUCGAUUCACCGCUCCUAUACAAUAUAGUUUAA